AAUAAGUCGAAAUACAUUAACAAAUAAUUAAAUCCUUACCUACUUAUUUGCAGGGCCCUUAGCAAAAAAAUGCAGCGAAAUUCGUGAAAACGUGGCUGAAUAAAUCUAUGUCUGGCUUUAUUUCCAAUUUAUAAAGCCCUGGUCACUAUCUGGUUCGCCUUGGCGUGAACGUGUUUGAGGCUUGGAUGACGGCACAUAUGAUGUAUUCAACGGGAAUUGUGGCGUGCUUCGUCUUCUCCGUGGGAAUCGUUUUCAUCCUAAAUUUUCUCCGUGUGUUGGAAAGCUAUAUCACCACCGACUUGGCCGACCACACCGACUGCAUCCGGCUCUACCGGGUAGUUCAAAUCUUGGAGAAAUCGUUAAACGCCUACUUGUCGGAGAGGAUCCUACCCGCCAUAAUGAUUGGCGACCCGACGGUUGAAAUUUUCGGGCUUUUUGUCUGCAUCAGUUUGUCGAAGGAAACCCCGAUGCCGGGCUUUCUCAUAUUCCCCCUGAUGACGACGGUCACCGGGAUCAACAACGUGGUAAUAGUCGCCCUCGCCUCAAAGUUUCACAGUGCGUCGGAGCGUCUCUUGGUUUGCUGGGAGAGGGCAAGCUUAUCAAAUAAAUGGAAUAAUAAGCUGCGGAGAAGGGAUCUCCGAGCCUGUAACGUGCUCAAGAUCAAGUUUGGUUCGAACUUUGUCGAGAAAGGGACCCCGCUCGUUUUGCAGGAUUUUUGCAUUAAUCAAACCAUAUCUCUAAUACUGCUCAACAGGGAGAGGAAAUAAACGUUGCAAACAUUCAUUUAUUCAUUUUCGCUCAAA
This is a messenger RNA of Folsomia candida, 803 nucleotides long. RefSeq lists its product as uncharacterized. The transcript is spliced from 3 exons. The record is from RefSeq and is a predicted model, not a curated record. NCBI's taxonomy places the organism in Eukaryota, Metazoa, Arthropoda, Collembola, Entomobryomorpha, Isotomidae. The coding region runs from base 186 to 767 and encodes 193 amino acids.